Molecule: messenger RNA, 939 nt
Organism: Colletotrichum aenigma
Lineage: Eukaryota; Fungi; Ascomycota; Sordariomycetes; Glomerellales; Glomerellaceae
Exons: 6
Coding region: 1-939 (312 amino acids)
Source: RefSeq, a predicted model, not a curated record
AUGGAAAAGAUGAGCCGGCCGUCAAGCUACAAGAGGAUUGUCGUCUGCGUGGACGGCACUUGGUUCAACGAGGAUGGACGCGAAGGCCAUGGCCAUGGCAAUAAUAGCAACGUAUUCCGUAUCUACGCCUCGGUAAAGAUUGGGAAAACGAAAGAUGAAGAUGGAAAUGAAGUCGAGCAGAUUGCCAAGUAUUUCCCCGGAAUUGGUACCAAUAAGAUGCCGUUGGACAGAUUCAACGAUGGAAUGACUGGGAAAGGUUGCGAAGAGCAGAUUCAAGAGGUAUAUGCAUAUUGCUGCCGAGAGAUCAAAUCCAAGGACGACGAAGUCUGGUUGUUCGGGUUCAGCCGUGGAGCAUAUGUCGUCCGGGCCGUAUCCGUACUUCUGAACAGCACCACAAUACGCGAAGGUCUGAAUGUCAAGGAUACUUCAAUGUGGAAGGCAAUCAAAAACUUUGGGGUUAGGCGUCGAAGGACUGGGUUGGCCGGGCAGGAGUUCCGGUGGCGACGCGAAAAUACGCGAGAUCCCCCAAGAAUCAGAUUCCUGGGUUUGUUCGACACUGUAAAGAUGACCUUCGGCAAGGACACUAUCGACAUAUCCGAUCUCAGCUUCACCAAUGAGAUUCGACAUGCCCUAGCGUUGAACGAGGAGCGAAAGACCUUCCCUCUGCUUCCAAUCGAUCCAAUCGAGAAUACCGAGGUAAAAAAGGACCACCGGUGCAUUCAGGCAUGGUUCGUGGGCGCACAUGCAGAUAUGGGUGGAGGCGCUGAUCACGACGGGCUGUCUUUGUACCCACUCCAGUGGAUGAUGAUCGAGAGCAUGGCUGAGGGUCUCAUUCUUGAUUAUGAUCCUCCUAAUUAUACCAAGGGUCUGAUUGAUAGUCCUAUGGACCUCGCCUUCCCAAGCCCCCGAAGCUUGCUGAUCUUGGCGACAAGAUCUUAG